Molecule: messenger RNA, 2596 nt
Organism: Xenopus tropicalis (tropical clawed frog)
Lineage: Eukaryota; Metazoa; Chordata; Amphibia; Anura; Pipidae
Gene: rexo5
Product: RNA exonuclease 5
Molecular function (GO): RNA binding; exonuclease activity; nucleic acid binding
Source: RefSeq, marked provisional
CUGAAAUUGCACUGUUCCACCCUGUCAUAUGCCAUUGCUUACAUCCCAUAAAGCUUUUAUUAGUUCUUCCAUUGUACAUUUAUCUUGGUUUUGCUACCAAGUUACUCCUCUAAUAGGGACCCUGCAUAUAACAACUUGGUAUUGAAGCAAGAGGCAGAAAACCCAUGCUUCCUGUGAAAGAGCAUAUUAUCGUAUGACGUAAAUACAACUACAACUGCACUCGGCCCUGUGGGAAAUGGCUGAGGAGCCUUUAAUAAAUCCCUGCAAAAGACGAAACUGUACAACCGAGGAUGAAAGGGAACCUAAAAAGAAGAGAGUGGACUCUGAACACCAAAGCAUUAAUGGCUCGACCAUAUGCAAACUCAAGAAGUCGCCCAGACUUUCCACAGCAUUGUUUCGGGAUAACUGUGCCAUCCAGCACCAACAAAUCCACAAGCUUCUUAAAUAUGCCUGUCUAGGAAAAGGUUCCCGUUCAGCCCAGCCAAGCUGGUGCCACAUUCAACAUCAGAAACGCCUUCAAAGUGUUGUUAUUAUUGUACUGCAGGAUCUCGCUCAGCUCCAUUUUUAUCAGUUUUACUUGCACUUUCCCUAUCUUAGGAAGCUGUUUAAACACAGAUUCAGCAUGCCUCCUCCUCCUUCUGAUUUUAUUGCUGCUUUGAUUGGCGCAGAAAAGAAUGGCACAUCUGACAUAAAGAAACAAGAGUUCAGAUCUCUUCAAGCCAACUUCAGCCUAAAAGAUCCUGCUGAAACAGCUUGCUUAUCUGGUGAAAUCGGAGAGACUUUUAAACAUGACCCCAUCGUACUGAAAUAUGGAACUGAGCAGCUAGGCCUGACCAGGUAUCUGCUUUCUCAGGAGGAGAUGAGGAAAAAUAAGUAUCCUUUAGUAGGCUCUCCCGAUUCAAUAGAUUAUGUGAACUCUGGCUGCUCAAGGGAGAUAACCGAUGACAGCCCUCUGUUUGGAUUAGACUGUGAAAUGUGCUUGACGGAUAAAGGAAGUGAACUCACUCGAAUCUCACUGGUAGAUGCCAGUGGUUCCUGCAUUAUGGAUGAGCUUGUCAAACCGGACAAUACUAUUAGGGAUUAUAUGACCAGGUACUCAGGAAUUACAAGAAAGCUGCUGCUUCCAGUGAAAACUAAAUUAAAGGACGUGCAGCAAAAGCUCAAGUCAGUUCUCCCUCCUGAUGCUGUUCUAGUUGGUCACUCACUGGAUAAUGACUUACGGGCUUUACAGAUGAUCCAUACCAGUGUUAUUGAUACAGCGUUGCUAUUUGCAAGAGAAUAUGGUAGAAAAUUCAGGCUCAAGUUCUUGGCUCAAGCAGUUCUGGGGAGGGAGAUUCAGACUGACGAUGUGAUGGGUCACUGUCCGGCUGAAGAUGCAAGAGCUGCAUUAAACUUGGCUCAGUAUUUUAUCCAGCAUGGGCCUAAAAAGGUUGCGCAACUCUAUCUGCACGCCGUCUUUAGACGCAUAAACAGCCCAAACGGAACUCUGCCAGCUCAGGAGGAGACUUUGCCAACCAAACAGAAUGGGUUCCUCUUCCCAUCGGUCGCAACCCCAAUCAAACAACGCUCAGAAGAGCCUCACAGUCUGUUGGAAUCGCUGAACUCUUAUGGAAGGAAGAUCAUUUACAUGGGCAGAAUCAAUGGCAUGAAAGAUUCAGUUUCUUCAAAACUACUGGAGAAUAUCAGGUGUUCAUCCGAGGAAGAGGUUCUGAAAAAUGCCUGCAGUUUGCCCCAACUGGCCUCCAUCGGCAUUGUUACAUUUUCCACCAACAAUGGUUACAGCAGAGGCCCAAAUGAGAUGCACAAAAGGUUGAGAAGUAAGUUUUCGGACAUGAUGACUGUUUUUGCUGGACCAUUUGAGAAGUCUUUUUGCUUACAAUCUGUAAGGAGGGUGUUCCGGACCUGCGGCCCAAUCAAGUCAUUAAAAGUCUUGUCCCAGACGUACCAGCCAUAUAUCAGUGUGGAGUACAUCAUACUGGAAGCUGCUCAGCUUGCUGUGGAAACCUUGGAUGGUGCACACAUUGAUGGCCAUUGUAUCAAGGUGCAGAGGCUGGUCACGGAGCAAACACUCGACUGCCAGCUGCUUCUGAAGGCAAUGGAAGAAGAUCCGGAGAACAGAGAUGUUAUUUAUGUUUCGGGUUUUACGAAGUCCCUAACUGAGGAAUUUCUCCAGCGGCGCUUUGGCCAAUUCAGUGAUAUUAAAGCCAUUUUUCUGCCCAUCUGUCCUCUGAAUGGGAAACCUGCAAAAUACUGCUUUUUGAAAUUCCGGCAGUCCCAGAGCGCCACUGCGGCAAUCGAUCACAUCACAGGAGAAGGUGAGCUCCGGUGUCGAAGAGCACUCACAGCCUGCCACUUCCAUCAGUGGUUACAAACAGGGGAGCCAUGUGCCCCUCGGGAGCAGCAGCAGCAAGUUCUUCCUGAGGAAGAUGCCCUGUGUGACAUCAUGGAGAGCUUGGAUAGUAACGUUAUGCAGGUUUAUGAGAACCUUCCAGAAAACACUCUCUGCCUUGUUCUUUUCCCUGGUGCAAACAGUUCCUGUGGAUCUGUCCCUGGCUUUGGACUGAUGGGAAUAAAAGCAUCGUGUGGAUGACUGAAA